This is a messenger RNA of Glarea lozoyensis ATCC 20868, 1254 nucleotides long. RefSeq lists its product as uncharacterized. The record is from RefSeq and is a predicted model, not a curated record. Bases 1 to 1254 code for a protein of 417 amino acids. The transcript has 2 exons. Lineage: Eukaryota; Fungi; Ascomycota; Leotiomycetes; Helotiales; Helotiaceae.
AUGUCUCGAUCUUCAUCGUCAGUCGAGACUCCUUCGUGGCAUUGUCUUCUGCUGUUACCUAUUUUUGACACCCUCUGCUCUUUUCUCGAGCCACGAGAUCUGAUCUCUUUCUUCGGGACGACCAAAGCUUGCAGGGAUUUAUACCCAACUUUGCUGACAUCACAAUUCAACAUCAACCGUCUGCUCAAACGUUUUGUUAAAACCCCGGUCGCUCUAAGAUCUGAACUAGCAAAGCAUAAUGCUGUCAUUUCUGGAAGUACUGCUCUUCAGCUCUUUGAGCGUGUCACUUGGCGCAAGUCUGACUUGGACAUUUAUGUCGAGCGUGAUGACGGGACGGCGGUAUCUGCAUUGGGCACGUAUCUUACCACUGUAGAGAGUUAUGUGGCAGUAGCAGCACCAUUUCCAAAUGCGAAUGACGAUUAUGGUCUGAUCAACUUAUCAAUUAAGCGAAUUGAUAACUUCCAAAAAGUGGACGGAAACGGUGUGAAACUCAAAGUCCAAAUUAUGAGCACUAGGACACUUGCGCUUGAAGCUAUAGUCGCAAAUUACUACACAACAGCUGUAGUCAACUUCAUCACAUGGAAUGCAGCUUACUGUUUGUUCCCUGAUCUGACCUUCAUCAAGAGAACUACAUACUCGCUGAAGAAUACGGAGGAACGUUACAACCAUCAGAUUGCCAAAUAUAGGGACCGGGGAUGGGAAACUUUGGGAGUGGUCGAAGAUGAAGACCAGCAAUUUACUAAGUCGUUGCUGUUGCACGAUGAUGAACAAGGAUUCCGUCGAAUAGGAGACUCAAGAACUUGGAAAAUUGACCUGGACACAGCGGGAGUCACUCCUGGUGCACCAUCAACCUCGGUCGAAUACUGUCUCUUCAAUUUGCGAACCGUUCCCGUUAUGGCUGAACUGAACGAGAAUUCCCAUUACAAAAUUGACACUUCAGUCUUCGUGUCUUGUAUUCUGAAAUACAAAUACCUCAGAGAUGAGAAAGUGUUGGUAGACGGAAGCCUGAAUUUCUGGCCACAACAUGCGAACCAUUUCAAUGAGCUUACACGCAUAGAAAUGAACAAGCUGGAGCCUGAUGAUCGUCCGUGGGAUCUUGAUAGUGUGGAUCCGCAAGCUUACUUCCUCAGCGCACGCGUGGUUCAGAAGAACCCACCGACUGGAUGGACGUUUUAUGAUGCAGAGAUUCCUAAGUUGUUUGCUACUUGGCAAAAUAGAGGUUUACCGGAUUUAUCAAGCUUGGCGAUUGAGUAA